AUUGAGGAAGAGUGGUGGUGCUAAGUGCAGGAAGGAGGUCAGGCGGUGAUGGCAGCCGGUUGCGAUCUUAUGUCAUGCUCCUGCCUUGUGCUUUGCUUUGCCAGUACACAGAGGAAGCAGUCUUUCACUUGAUCAGGCUGCUUCUAGAUGAGAGCUUUCCAAACUUUUCAUGUCAGUGACAUGCUUUUUAGACAGGCAUCAUUUUGCAAUACACUAAUUCAGUUUUACUAGCAAGCUGGAAGUUAAACUAAGCCCUUUCCAGUCCCGGGAGAAGCGUGGGGAGCGUUUGCGCAACACACUGCAGCCGACACACUAACGUGUCGCGACACACAGUUUGGAAAGCUCUGUUCUAGAUGUUGUGGACUGCAACCCUCACCAGCCCUGACAGUGGCUGAUGGGAGCUUCAGCCUACAAAAACAUGUCACUAUUCUGAGUGACACUGAACAGAUCCACACUGUAGAAGCAUGUGUUGUACCUCUACUUCCCAUUCUAAUUAUUUAGGAUAAAAGAAGUUGUGGGUUGGGGUAACAAGAUUGUUUGUUUGUAUUAAAGUGAGGUUGUGUUGGAAAACGUUAGCUGCAAAAUCAUUAUGAUGGGUGGUGAAAAGGGGCUUGUAAGUAUCUUAGCCGUGUUAGAAAUCCUCUUUCCUUGAGGUCUAGGCUGCCCAGCAUGACGUUCUUUUCCCCAUAAGAGUGAAUUUCACACUGUUCAGUUCUGUGAGAAGAAAUAAGGGCAUGCACUAAAUUGUCAGUGAGUGGUAUCCAGCCUCCAAAGCAAGGGGUAGCAAUGUGGUACCCUAUAACUCCAAUCAUUUCUGGCCAUUGGCCAUGCUGGCUGGGGCCGGUGGUGUUCCCUGACAUCUGAAAGGCACCACGCUGCCAAUCCCUGCUGUAAGGCAUUAAAUACAUUAUUACAGUCACAACAUGGUUUAGGCGUUUGGAAUGGAAUAUUCGUGUUGGUUCUGUCGCGUUACAGAACAGCUUGUGACAUGUUUAAACAGUGUGUUGAUAACCUUUGUGUAACUUGCAUGCCGAGCUUCAAGUUGCAAACUUAAAAGGAAAUGCUUUCUGGGGAAAGAAGUUUGUUCGCCCCCCCCCCCUUAUUAAAAAAAAAAUAGGCAUCUAGCACAGGAAAUACGUAACGUCCGCCAACAGAAGCAUUGGGGUGGUGUGUUACUGCAGCAGUACAUUUGUUGUGCUGGAGCUGGUAAUCUGGAAGCAACUUGAAAAGAAACAGAAACAAGAAUGUGUAAGAGGCAGUGUGGCGUCGUGAAUAAGCAUAUGAGUUGGAAAGUCCAGGGUCAAACAUCUUUUCCGUUGUAAACUCUAGAUGGCCUUGCAAGCUGCCAUGUAUCAGCAUCAACCCUCAGUCUUGCCUGUCUUGCAGUACUGUUGUUUUACUGCAAGAAAAUAUAUGAAGCAUUAUGAGGAGGGCUGUGAAUUCAGAAGCAGCACAUACAUGUGUGUGUGUGUGUGUGUGUGUGUGUGUGUGUGUGUGUGUGUGUGUUCGUUCAUGUUCUUUCCUUGUUAGUCAGUUGUUAGUCAGCACAGGACACACAGACCUGGGCUUAAUCCCACAUAUCAAAUCUCAGAACACACAGGACCAACGGCCAGUAUAGUAACUCGUGAUUACAUAAAACAUUUUUCAUAUUUAGCAAAGCAAGUCUCUGCCCUCCACAUUCUUUCCACCUACAAUUUAACAAUUAUGAAGCUACGGCACUUUCAUUGAUCAUUCAUAUACUGCCUAAGUUACUUCCUAUAAUGUAGUGCUUAAGUUCACUGGGUAAAAUCUAACCUCUUCCAUGAGUUCGCUAAGUGGUAUUAGGCAAGCCACUCUCUUGUAGCUUUUAUUCUACCCUGCGCACCUGCAAUAUGUAUAUGACAGAACUAACCUUUUUUGUAAGGGUGGCUGGGAUUGUUUGAAGUACUUUUGAAUACCGUAGAGCAGGCAUGUCAAACAUGCGGCCCUCCAGAUGUUUUGGCCUACAACUCCCAUGAUCCCUAGCUAGCAGGACCAGUGGUUGGGGAAGAUGGGAAUUGUAGUCCAAAACAUCUGGAGGGCUGCAUGUUUGACAUGCCUGCCGUAGAGCAUGAUAAUAAAGGCUUGAUACUAAUGUAGCUAAAUAAGACCACUGUAGAUGCUUGCAAGUUAGCAGUGAUGCUAUUAAGCACUACAGUACUAGCAAACAUAUUUUCAGCUUGCACUGUUGUGGAUUUCUCCUUCCCACCCCCCAACUACUUGCAUCCUCUGGAUUCUUUCUAGACUGAAGCCACUGCCUCUCUCAUAGCCUUUAUUCCCUUUCUAGACCUCUUUGUUUACUUUCCCCCCUUUCAUGUUCCUUUAUCCUUGGCCUGUGCUCGCAAUGACGUCCUGUUGACCAAAACAAUCGGCGUGCUUUAUUUCAGCAGGUCACGCAGGCAAAGCGUGGGGAAGCCCACUUGGCAGCUUGGGAAAAGAGAGCAUUUGGGCUGUUUGCUGGCUGACCUAAGAACUUGUUUCUGUUUCCCCAUCUAUAGACUAACAUCCAAAUAAAUCCCCAAACACCAUUCAAAAUGAGAUUUCUAAGAAUACUCGAGCAAUGAAAUCAGCUACUGAAAGCGAAGCUGUUGGAAGCUUAAAUGCUUGUCAAGGUUGCUUUAGAUAUAGGUGGAGCCAACCUUAUAUUUGGCAAUUCACCUGCUAGCCAUAAAUGGAAUCCAACAGCCUAUGUUUCCAUGCUGGCCAUGGAAGAUGGUGGCUUUCCUUCCUCUGAAGCCAACAUGGAGAUGCAGUUUACUGGAAGACUAGUAAUAAAAACAGCCUUGUAGGCUAAUAAUUUUUGUGGGCAUAUUUACAAGGCUGAGUCCUCUGAUUGCUGGUUCUAGCAAGGAUUCUGCAGGACUCCCUGGGGCAGAUUGCUCUAUCUUCCACUCUGCUGCCUUUGAUGAUCUCCAAAAUCUGCUGCACCAUGGGGCUACAUGAGAAGUCAUCUUCAUAGGGCUGCUGGUGCCCGCAGGAGCCUGUGACUGUUAGUAGGGGAUUUUCUUCUGGUUGUGCAGGAAAAUGCAAAACAUGACAACUAGAGGCCAAGUUGAAUUGAGAUGGGGACUUUCCACACAUCCCAAAUUGGUGGAACAGCCUGUCCUCCAGGCACGUCCCUUGCUGGCUCAGGUUAUUCAGAUGUCUGAAUUUUUGGUUUUGCAAAGCAGUUGAUUGAUUGGAAUUCCUUGUGUGGCCUCUUGAUGUGCCAGCACAGCAAUAUGCAACUGAUGCUUUGGCUUCUCUAUGCUAGUUCUGGAUUGACCCCCCCUAGCUGUCUGGAUAUAUGUAAGCUACGUUACUUCACAAUCCAUGCUUUAUUCUACAGCAGGCACCUCCAAACUCGGCCCUCCAGGUGUUUUGGGACUACAAUUCCCAUCAUCCCUGACCACUGGUCCUGCUAGCUAGGGAUGAUGGGAGUUGUAGUCCCAAAACAUCUGGAGGGCUGAGUUUGGGGAUGCCUGUUCUACAGCAAGAUCGCUAAGGUCUUUCAGUGGAUCUGCUCCUGUGCCUUUAAGAGGAGCCCCAACAAAUAGUGUAGCUUGUGUGACCUAGAGGGUAAAGUGUUGGUUUAGGACCAGGGAGACCUAGUUUCAAAUUCCCACUCUCAGGCAUGCAGCUCAUUCAGUGAUCAGUCAGUCAGCAUCUCUCUGCCUUACUGAACACCCAAUAGCUCUAUAAAUAUUGAAGCACAGCUGUUCAGAAACUGGGCCAGUGAAGCUUUUCCUGGCAUGGAUGGGAAAAAGCUUCACUGGCUUCAUUUCCGUGCCCGCCAUUCUGCUGUUAUGGCACACUUGGAGCAUUAAACAAGUACGCAGCUGUCUUCUGCCAAGCUCUGCCACUUGACUUGGACUCGGCAUUUGACGGCCUUAUGGCACAGAAUCCAGGAUGGAAGCUGCAUUAUGUAACAAUUCGGAGGAACCUCCCACUUCUGCCGUCCUGCUAGACUGCCGUGCCUUCAAUCAGGUCAUCUUCACAGACAUAGACAAAUACUAUGUCCCUGGAGCGGAUAUAACUUGCCGUUACAACAUUUCUCGGCACAUCACCCCACGCCGGAAGGACUGGGUGGGCAUAUUCAGGGUGGGGUGGAAGACCGCUCGCGAAUACUUCACGUUUGUGUGGGCGCCUUUGCCAAGGAACCCCGACAGCAGCGACGACGAACUUCAGGAGGUGCUCUUUAAAGCCUACUACCUGCCAAAGGACGAUGAAUAUUACCAGUUUUGUUACGUGGACCAGGACGGCCUCGUCCGUGGAGCCAGCGUCCCCUUCCAGUUCCGUGCAGAGACCGAGGAUGACAUGUUGGUGGUUACCACGCAGGGAGAAGUGGAGGAGAUCGAGAAGCAAAACACAACUUUGCUUCAGGAAAACCAGAAACUGAAGGAAAACCUUACAAGCCUUCGGAGCCAGAAUGAGGACAUGCAGGAGAAACUCAAGGCAGCAGAGGAAAAAGCAAAGGAGCUUGAGGAUAAAGUUCAUUUGUUGCAGACUGGGACCAUGGAGCUCCAGAGAGCUCAGGACCUGCAGGCUUUACAGAUGACCUCUGCUCAGACGGAGUUGGCGGCAGUUACAGAAAACAGUAUCAAACUGCAAAAGGAAAAGGAGGAUCUGCAGAGGAACUUGGAUACUUUAAGGAGCAGCAAAGAGAAUCUCGAGGUAGAAGUGAAUAUUCUCAAACAGAAGUUUGCAGCUCUAGAAACGCAGAACAGCUCCACCGACGAAGAACUGUGCCAAGCCAAAGAAGAGAACAAAAAGGUGUUGGCUGAAAAGGAGCAGCUGGAAAAGAAGCUGAGAAAUGCCCUGAAUUGUGUGGAUCAACUUCAGUCCCAAGUGCAGAGUCAACAGAACAAAGUGGAAGACCUGCAAGGGGCAGUUCAAGACAAAGCAAGGCACCUGGAGCAGCUGAAGGAGGAGAAUUAUCAAUUAAAUGCCACCUUGCUUAGACAGCAAAAUUUGGAGAAGAAACUGGAAGAGGAAGCGCUUUCAUAUCAGAUCCUGCAGAAGGAAAUGAACGAAAUGGAAAAGGAGAACAAGAGAUUAAAGCGGGAGAAUGAGGAACUGAUGGUGCACCUUCCUGAAAUUCUGGAUCAUCCACCUGGGGUCCUAACCCAGUCACCAGAAAACUCAGUCCUGGUGUAUGGAAAUCCCUAUACUGUAAACCCAGCAAUUCCUGAGACAGAGUUGGUCUCCGUGAGAAAAUGUCCCAUGUGCAACGAAGUCUUCCCUAAUGACAUCGGGGAGCAGCAGUAUUCAGAUCAUGUGCGAAGCCACCUUCUGGAGUGUCCGUACUGCGACGAGAGCUUUGACAACUCCAAUAAGCAAGUGUAUGACGACCAUGUCUACUGCCACGGCUUAGACUAAAUGUUGGUCUGCUUGCAUAAGCUACAAAGGGAUAGUGCCUCUUUAUCUUACCCCACUCCCCCCACCUUUUAAUGUUAUGACAGAGACUGGCACAGAAGGAUUUCUGUGCUGCUGUUAGACUUGCCAUGCCAGGGAAAAACCUGUUGUUGGGACUGAAGCAUUGUUCAUUUCCUUCCGUCUGUUAUGCACACCUGUCAAAUGCUAAAUGCACUAUGCUUCUGCUGCGGAAAAGGACACAUAUUUCUUGACUAAGUACAUCUUUCAACAGAUGAAAGCUCGUUACAAGUUAUUUCAAAGGGAUGAGCAUUUUAUUAAAAUGAAUGGUGAUUUUCUUCCCAUACAUUUGCAACUGACAGAAACCCCUACAGCAGAAGAGAUUUGGUUCGUUAACAAUAGUUUGUCUAGCUGUCUAAACUAUAGAAAUUCCACCUUCGCUUGCUUUGUGUCCUGUUCUCGGUAAAGGAAGUAGAUAAUUGUGAAACACCCCACAAGUGUAGUAGCAGCCUCACCUGCCUUCAAGCUGUUUUGGACAAAGAUAAGAAGAGAAGAAAGUUUAUGUGCUCGUCAGCAUUGCAUCACAUGUUGGGUGAAGUGCUUCUGAAUGGUGGCAUUAAGGGUGGGAAAGCAGAGAGCUCAAACUUGGUUUCAACUAAAAUACUAGUGUCCAGAAUGCCUAAGUCAAAAUGUCUCGCCCCAUCAAAAAGCCACUUCGCAGAUGCUGUUGCUCUGGUCAACAGCUAGCUUUCCAAGGAGUGGAAGCAUUUUGAGAAGUGAAAGAGGGUUGGCUGGUAGGCCAUAAUUUCAUAACUCCUCAUGCCAUCCCCCAAAGUGACCAUGCCAGCAAGUUUAGUAGCCACAGGAUUACUUUCUCCAGGCAUCUUUCGCUUCCAGGCAGGCAGCUGGGGAAAGAGUGGUAGCUUGGCAUCCCUGAACGGAAUCAGAUUCACCAUGCUGGAUUGGGGCGGGGGGGCGUGUUCUCCUGUUGCUGACCAUUACGCUAUAGGCAGAACUCACCAGAAAGCUGUUUUCUGUGCAGUCCCACUGAAAUGAAUGGGAGCAGUUAAGAACAGCACAUCUUACACAGGUCAGCUGAGGUAAACUCUGUUCAAAACAGUGGUGGCAUGAGGGGGGCGGAAAAUACCGGGAUAGAAGUAGGCCCACGAGGCCUAGUGGAUUCUGUAGUGGCAAGCUCUGUGUGAUAUGUUUUAUGUUUAGGACUUAUCCUAAAUCAUUCACAUUUUUGCGGCAAGACUGCUGUCAAACAGGGCAGUCUCAAUCAGGUCGCACGCCCUGGCGCUGAGGGGCGAAGAUCGCUCCGGCGCCCCCACCCUCGCAGGGCGCAGCAUGGUUUCCGCGCGGCUUUGCCGCGCGGCGCCCUGCCUUCCAGCCCAGCGCCCUGGUGCACCGCACCAUCGGGGGUCUACCUAGAGCCGGCCCUGCUGUCAAAAACACAUUUACUCAGAAAUGAGCCCCACUGAUUUCAGUGAGCUUUACUUCCAAGUAAAUAGUCCUCGAAGGGCAGUCCCAAAGACUCUGGUGCCACACAUGGCUCUAAGCCCGCCCAACAAAUCUGACUGAAGUCUGAGCAUGUCCUUAUAGCAGGUAUAAAGAACCCGUGGGCACCAGAACAGCCCUCAGGUAAACAUUAGGAGAUGAAACUCUCCUAAUUCAGAAUAUGUGAUACGUAGGCUACUUUGUCUCUUCCACAUUCACUUGUUUUGGGUUGAUUUGCCCUGCCCCAGACUGUGAGGCAAUGGCUACUUUCCAGGCUCCUUUGAAAGCCUCCUGUCUCUUUAGCGGCGCCCGUGGAAUGUAAGGCUCGGGGCCUUGAAAUGGUUCUGUUCUAAGAAUUUCUUUUUUAAUCCUCUUAUUUAUCUACCGCCUCUAAAUGGUAACUCAGGAAUCAAAGUGACAACAUAUUAAAAACAAAACAAAACCCCACCUUUUAAUAGAAGAGAAUCUUCAUGAUUUCAUUGCUGUUUGGGAAUUUGCAAGGCUCGAUGCAAAGUUGGGUUCUCUGCUUUUUUAAACAAGCCACCUUCAACUUAUAUUCCUGCUGAUUAGAACUGAAUACAUAUGUAGAAUACUUGUUCAAAAGAAUCUUUUUAAUUUUGAUGUUGAUGUGUUCUAUGCAAGACCAAAAGCUGUAACAUGGUUAAUUGCCUACUGUGUAUUGAUUACUGAUAGACCUCUAAUGUUGUUGGGGGAAAUCCAUUUUGUGUUUUAAUAGCGUUCUGCUUUCAACUACUUUUGAUUAUUGCUUUUUAAAAGCACGGUAUGUUAACACCUCUUCCAAUGCUGAAAAUUGUAAAGUUGUAUUGGUUGGCCUCCUGCAGUGUAAUAUUAAAUACCGUAAGUGGA
Zootoca vivipara (common lizard) is the source of this 7737-nucleotide messenger RNA. It is a transcript of the gene CALCOCO2, whose product is annotated as calcium binding and coiled-coil domain 2. Lineage: Eukaryota; Metazoa; Chordata; Lepidosauria; Squamata; Lacertidae. The record is from RefSeq and is a predicted model, not a curated record. Gene Ontology annotation, cellular component: PML body; autophagosome. Gene Ontology annotation, biological process: positive regulation of autophagosome maturation; xenophagy.